Messenger RNA from Halichondria panicea, 734 nucleotides. RefSeq lists its product as uncharacterized. Lineage: Eukaryota; Metazoa; Porifera; Demospongiae; Suberitida; Halichondriidae. The record is from RefSeq and is a predicted model, not a curated record. The coding region runs from base 47 to 694 and encodes 215 amino acids. Gene Ontology annotation, molecular function: catalytic activity. The transcript has 3 exons.
GUAUUGGGUGGGGCUAGCAAAUCACCUCAAGAAAUAAAUUAUAAUUAUGGCAACUGAAGAAACAGGUAGGCAGGUUGUGAUUGUUAUUCGCCACGGGGAGCGUAUAGACAAUGUGGAAUACGACUGGGUGAUAAGAUCCAAGCGUCCAUACGACCCUCCACUGACAGAGGUUGGGGUAAAGCAAGCUAGGGAGGUGGGAAGUGCCUUCAAAGGAAAGGACGUUCAGUGCAUUAUCUCUUCUCCAUUCUUGCGCUGCCUCCAAACAGCCCAGCAAAUCAGUGAUGCGUUAGAGCUCCCUGGUGUCUCUACAUGUAAUGGUAUUGUCGAUGUUCUCAGCUCCCAUUGUGGAAUCCAUGAGCAGCCACAAGUCCCAUAUCAAGCUGACGUUGAUCGGAUAGGCGUGAAAGUGCUUAGCUAUGAUCAGGAUCCAUUGCCUAAAUAUCCCGAAAAGACAAAGGUGGGAUUAAGAAGAUUUACUGUGGAGUACAAUAAACUGGCAGACAAGUACUGGCCUCAGAACAUUGUGAUUGUAUCCCAUGGGUAUGGAGUAUCUCAAGCCGUUGCAAUGACAAAAGGAGAACAAUAUUUCUCGGGUACGUGGGUUAACUAUUGUGGAUAUGUGGAAAUGACCAGAGACUCCGAAGUCAGUCAUAAAUGGACUCAACUGACUAGGUCUAAUAUACAUGAUGACUAGAACUGUAUAUAUAAACAAUAAUUAUUUUAGUUCAUUUUCA